Messenger RNA from Lodderomyces beijingensis, 2142 nucleotides. NCBI's taxonomy places the organism in Eukaryota, Fungi, Ascomycota, Pichiomycetes, Serinales, Debaryomycetaceae. The record is from the annotation of a GenBank genome assembly.
AUGAAGAAAUCUCCCUUCAUAUGUGUGGUUGCAAGUCUAAGUACACUCACGCAGGCAUUUUGGCCGUUUGACUCAGGAACAGCGUCGCAAUCGGGAUCAGCAGCAUCGUCGCCGUCAGCGACUGCAACUGAUGGGGGAGAUUCAUGGUAUAACAAUCUUUUUGGCUUCGGGAAUGAUUCGUCACCAGCAUCAGCAGCUUCGACCUCUAUUUCAGCCACGGGAGCAGCAGGAACCGGUUCGUCAAACCCCUAUGCCCCCAUUCGUGCCGCGUGUCCCGGUGGAUCGUUGAUUCGAGAAGCCGACGGACUCUCCGAUAACGAAAAGGACUACAUUCGAGCACGACAAGAGAUGACCAACAGCAACAUUAUCGAUUUUUUGCAAAAUCGCGCUAAUCUCUCCGACUUUGAUGCCGAGUCCUUUGUCAAUGACAAUGCACAAGAACACAAUAUCACCAUUGGGUUGACUUUUAGCGGUGGGGGAUACAGGGCCAUGCUUUGUGGCGCGGGACAAUUGUUGGCGACCGAUGGCCGGUUCCCCGAUGCAAACGCACACGGGGUCGGGGGAUUGCUCCAGUCUGCAACUUAUUUGGUGGGGUUGUCCGGUGGAAACUGGCUCGUGGGCAGCUUAGUCAUGAACAACUGGAUCUCUGUUGGAGAUAUUGUCAAUGGCACUUCCAACAUUUGGCAGCUUGAAGAUUCGAUUAUUAACCCUAGUGGCUUGAGAAUCGACAAAACAAUUGCCUACUAUUAUGGCUUGCAGCAGGCUGUCGAGGCUAAACUGGAUGCAGGGUUCAACACCACCAUCACCGAUAUCUGGGGCAGAGCUCUCGCGCAUCAAUUUUUCGAUGAUCCUAGCGGCGGCGAAAACAUCACUUGGUCCAGUGUGAGGAACAUGUCUCAUUUCCAAGACCACACCAUGCCGUAUUUUUUCGUUGUUGCCAACGGAAGGCUGCCGCAUACUUUGAUUAUCAACGAAAACAGUACCGUUGUUGAAAUCUCGGCUUAUGAUUUGGGCUCGUGGGACAGAUCCUUGAGGUCUUUUACCGAUGUCGAAUAUUUGGGGUCAGUUGUCAAUGACGGGAAUCCCAACAAUACAGAUGUAUGUGUGAGGCGCUUUGACAAUGCUGGCUUCAUCAUGGGCACCUCGUCGUCCUUGUUCAAUCAGAUUGUGCUUCAGUUGGGCAACUACGACAUCAAUAGUAUAAUCAAAUCCGUGUUGACGGAUUUGUUGUUAACAGUCACCUAUGAGCAGUACGACAUUGCAGCAUAUGCCCCCAAUCCGUUUUUUGGAAACGUGAAUGGAGAAAGUGACCACAUUGCCCAGAACGAAACCCUUUUCUUGGUUGAUGGAGGCGAGGAUCUUCAAAAUGUGCCAUUUUACCCGUUAAUCCAAACUGCACGUGAUGUUGACGUUAUCUUUGCAUUUGACAAUUCAGCAGACACUAUAGACCAAUGGCCGAAUGGAACAUCGAUUCAAGAGACGUACAAGAGACAGUUUUCACUUCAGGGAAAGGGAACACCAUUCCCAUUUGCUCCCGAUGUCGACACAUUCAUCAAACAGAAACUUCACGAAAAGCCCGUGUUUUUCGGAUGCAAUGCCUCAGAGUUGGAUGAUUUGGUGGCGUGGCAUGAAAAUGACCAAAUAAACUCCACAGAUGUGCCCUUGGUCGUUUACAUAUCCAAUGCGCGACAAAGUUACAACUCGAAUUUCUCAACUUUCAAACUCUCCUACGAGGACCAGGAGAAAUGGGGUGCCAUCCAGAAUGGGUUUGAAGUAAUGUCGAGAAACAACUUGACGGAGGAUUCGAAUUGGUUGGCAUGUGUUGGAUGUGCCAUCAUCAGGAGACAACAAGAGCGAUUCGGACAAGAACAAUCGGAACAAUGCAAAAGCUGCUUUCAAGAAUAUUGCUGGACUGGUGGCGCCAAGGAAGCCGCUGCAGUCUCGAGCGUCAGUGGAAUAAGUGGACUUGCCACCUCUUCUCCCACUUCAUCACCAUCGUCGUCUGCGUCAGGGUCUGGUGGGUCUUCAAGCAGCAGUGGCUCUAGUUCCAGCAAGGAUAAUGACGGUGAGUAUUCAACCAGACUUCCUUCUUAUCUUUUACUUUUGGCUAAUUUAAUUCUUGGGUUUACAGCAUUUUUAUAG